UUUUAUUUUAUUUGCCUUUUUCUUCUUCUGGGUUUUCAGAUUCUUCCCCAAUUUUUUUUUUUUUUUUUUCCUUUUUUUGCUCUCUCAAACACUUCCUUCUUAGGGUUUGUAAGGAUAAAGAAAACAAAAUUCCAAAUUUGCCAUUUUUGUUGCUGUUUUUUUUGCUUUGAAAUCUCUCAUUCCCUUCCCAUUUCAGUAGUUGAGUUGAGCAGUGUCUUUCAUUAAGUUUAUUAUAUAUUCUCCUUUUCCAUUUUUCGCCUUCCUUCUCUUCCGUUUUUGUCCUAUUUUCUUCCUCAUUUUUCAUCGAAAUCCCCCCUUCUUUUUGUUCAAUUAAAAAACCUGUUCUUGUUGUUCUUCCUUUGAGGGAUUUUUUUUCAAAAAGAAUGGUGAGAGGAAAAACUCAGAUGAGAAGAAUAGAAAAUGCGACAAGUCGGCAAGUGACAUUCUCGAAGCGUCGGAAUGGGCUUCUCAAAAAAGCCUUUGAGCUCUCAGUUCUCUGUGAUGCUGAAAUUGCUCUCAUCAUUUUCUCUUCUAGAGGCAAACUCUAUGAAUUUUCAAGCUCAAGCAUGCAGGCCACGGUGGAGAGAUAUCUAAGGCAUACAAGAUCAAAUCAAUCCCAUCAUCUUGAUCAACUUUCAGCUCAUCAACCCGAUUUACAAUCUGUGCAGAGUGAAGCUGCAAGUUUGUUGAAGGAGAUAGAAUCUGUUGAAGUUGCAAAGAGAAAAUUGUUAGGUGAAGGUCUAGGAAAAAGCUCAUAUGAAGAACUCCAACAACUAGAACAACAACUAGAAAGAAGCUUAUCCCAUAUUAGAGCUAGAAAGAAUGAGGUUUACAGGGAACAGAUAGAACAACUAAAAGAAAAGGAGAAGCAUUUGAUAGCCGAAAAUGCAAAGCUAGCUAAAAAGUACUUUGUUGAAGAGGAGCCUCAACAAUCUCCAACUGAUCAAAUACAGAUAGCAGAAGUUUCACCUAAUUAUGCAGAAAGUAGUUCCAUUUCAGACGUUGAAACUGAUUUGUUCAUUGGACCACCCAAGUCCAGAUCCAAGUGACUUUCAUUUCAUCUUCGUUUUAUACGUUGAUUAAUAAUGACGUCAAUAUGAAGAAGAUCAUCGUACCCAAAAUGUAUAUUAACAAAUUUUGUAGAUUUUAUUAUAACCUAGAAGUUAUAAUAACAUGAGAUUAGUAGAAAUAUUGUAACCAAAUAAUGAAUAGUAACAAAAUAUGGAAGAAUUGUAUAAUAUUUUUUCUUCCUA
Molecule: messenger RNA, 1253 nt
Organism: Cucumis melo (muskmelon)
Lineage: Eukaryota; Viridiplantae; Streptophyta; Magnoliopsida; Cucurbitales; Cucurbitaceae
Product: MADS-box protein SOC1-like
Exons: 8
Coding region: 384-1049 (221 amino acids)
Biological process (GO): positive regulation of transcription by RNA polymerase II
Cellular component (GO): nucleus
Molecular function (GO): RNA polymerase II cis-regulatory region sequence-specific DNA binding; DNA-binding transcription factor activity, RNA polymerase II-specific; protein dimerization activity
Source: RefSeq, a predicted model, not a curated record